AUGAAGUUCGCAACAACAAUAGUUGUGGCGUUGAUAUCAAUGUUAUUCUCCUAUUCCGGUGCCGGUGAUGUGGAAGGCGUACCCGCGACACCGGAAAACGCCAUCGGCGAAACAGUGGCGGUAAAUGACACUGCAGAUGAGGUUUCAGACGAAGAGGAAGAAAAUGAGGACAUCCUAGAGGCUGAAGAUGACUCCGAUGAAGCAGAAGAGGAGGAAGAUGAGGACGAGGAUGACCCAGAGAUCGCAGGUCGCAAACGCAUAGCAGGGACGCUGGAAUUCUGCCUGCGGGAUGGCGACAUGACUCCAGUCGAACUGAUAAACUGCGCUAGUGAUAUUUUGCUGAGUGGGAAUUUGAGCCCGCCGCCAGCCUUCAGCAAAUGUGUAGGAGAAUAUGUCAUCUGCACAGGCGUAAACUGUUCCGCGGAAUUAUCGAAAACUGAGUACCGCAGCAAGUAUUACGCCAAAGUCUACGAGGUAAGACGCUAG
Babesia ovata is the source of this 486-nucleotide messenger RNA. Its product is annotated as RNA polymerase sigma factor, putative. The coding region runs from base 1 to 486 and encodes 161 amino acids. The transcript has a single exon. The record is from RefSeq and is a predicted model, not a curated record. NCBI's taxonomy places the organism in Eukaryota, Apicomplexa, Aconoidasida, Piroplasmida, Babesiidae.